AUGGCUGGGAAACCAGUCAAGAAGCAGCCGCCGACAUCGGAGCCCCCGACUCGAAAGAGGAAAAAGGGGGUCCACCCACUGAAGCGGGGUCGACUCGAAUGGGGCCGUCACAUGACGACGAAGAAACAGCACUUUGCCGCGACCAUGAUCCAGCGCAAGUUCCGCGCAUAUCGAUACCACAUGGACCACCUUGCCACUCGGGCAAACGUGCGGUCGACGAUGCAACGCGUCAAGCUCCAUCGAAUCUUCUUUGAUCGAGAGUUCUGGGAAGGCGUCAACUUGCGAGACCUGAAACGGACCGAGUUGGAAGACCUUGCGUUCCGUCUCGAGCUGCCAGUCGCUGUGGGCAAGAAGGAGAAAAUGAUCCGCACGAUCCAGCACUGGAUCGACCUGCGCAUGCAUGUGCAGGACGUGGCGAUUCAAGCAGCAAUGCGCGCGACUGAAAAGAAGUUGCAAGCUCAAGGAAGCGUGUACGUCUUGCCGGCGUUGCCAAAGGCAGAGCCGCGGAUGAUUCGACCACUAAGUGGCCGAAACAUUGCAUCCGUCGCCGCGGGCUACGAGUCUGAAGCUCUGUACGCCAUCGACUCGGCCAAAGGGACUGUCUGGCUUUGCAAAACGUCGGGCCAGUCGGCUCAAGUGGGGUUUUGCAGCACGUUAGUAAACCAAGACGUGUUCGAGUUGCCAUAUCAGUCGACGUGGUUGGCGAACCCCAUGCCUAUGCAAACUCUGCGCAUCGGACACAUCCAAGACAUUCAAGUAACCCACUCACAUGCGAUGGCGUUAGCAAGAGCAGGCGAAGUCUACAGUUGGGGCAGCAAUGCGCAUGGUCAACUUGGCGCGGACAACGCCGCCAAGCACCACCAGCUCCCUGUGGUAGUCGGCGCCAUUGAGAGCUUUGUGACAGUGUCCAUUGGAGUCGGCGCCCAACAUUCGAUGGCCGUGUGCAACGACGUCAAGGGUCGUGAUGGGGUGGUUUUCGCGUGGGGAAGCAACGCCCACUCGCAACUGGGCGUCGAAAACCAAGGCACUGUAUUUAGCCCCGUAGAAGUCCAUGCGUUGCGGGGGAUUCGCGUGCGCAAGGUGGCGUGUGGGACGUUGCACAGCGCCGUCGUGACGGAUCAUGGCGAUAUGUACACGUGGGGGUGCAACGAUGGGGGUCGUCUUGCUCAACCGACUGAUGAGAACAUUGUACCGCUGCCUCGUAAGGUCACUGGCGUCCAUGCGCCGUACGAUAAAGCCAUCGACAUUGCCUGUGGACCGUGGCACACCGCCGCCCUGUUGGUCGAACGUCUCGGUCAAACCAGUGGUGUGGUGUUUACGUGGGGCAAUGGAAUCUGUGGUCAACUUGGACAAGGCAAAGUUGUCCACGCGACGUCGCCGCACAUGGUGAUCUUGCCGCCCAUGAAGCGCGCCAGUGAGCCACUCGAACUGGUCAAGCAAAUGGCGUGUGGAAUGCACCACACAGCUGCACUCACCGAGAACGGAUCGUUGUACACGUGGGGUAGCCACCACGCGUUCAGCCCGCUGCCGCACAAACUGCUGUCGUUGAAAGGGUCUCGCGGACGCAUUGCCUCGAUUGCGUGUGGAAGUUCGUUCACGGCGUUUUGUAUUUUGGCCAUGGACGAGCAGUUGUACGAAGCAAACCAUCGACACUUGCUGUGGCACACUCGAACCACCGACGUGCCCAAGUUGGACUUGACUGUGAUUCCUCCACCGCCGCUGCGGUCGGCACAUAAUUGUAUUCCUCGGUUGCGCCCCAGGGCCGAAACCCAGGCGGAAGAGCGUCUCAAAAAGGACGAGGCUGAUUCCCUUGAUGGCAUUGAUUUGCAUGAGAUGCUGCAUCCACGGUGUCGUCUGUGCUGGCGGUGUCCAGGUUUUGAGUCCAAUUUGAACUACCUUACGAUGUGUCGUAUUUGCAAACACAAGCGGGAACAUCAUGGCAAGCGCAAAGGCCCGAUGGGUGAGUACGAGGCAGUACGAAAGCUCCAGGGCAAGUUUCGUCAGCGACAGGGCGUCCACUUCCUCCACCAAACGUUCUUGGAGCGCAUCCAGCGGGUUUUUUCGAUUCGCCACGGCGCGUUUUUUUAUUAUAAUAAGUGCAACCGCGCCAAGUCGUGGAACCGACCCCGUCUCCUACCACCCGAGUUGGAGUGCCCCAUUCGAGACCCCGACGACGAAGCGAUCGUGAAGCCCCCGUACACCGUCGACGACGCGGCCCGAGUCAUUCAGAGCCUCUUCCGGUCACGAAAAGCCAGGAAGCUCGUCCAAACGAUCUUGCACAGCCGAUACGAAACGUGCAUCAGCAAAACGGACGGCCGCAUCUACUACCGAGACCGCCGCACAAACGCAGUGCGAUGGAACACUCCCUUCCACGACGUCCCCAAGCCCGUACGGCGGCAAAAACGCAUGACGGAAGCGGAGGCGGUUGCGACAGUGCAGCGCUGUCUGCGCGGCGCGAAAGCUCGAAAGAACCUGCGGCGCAUGAUGCAGAAACGAUUCAAAGCACUCGUCGACGCGUCAAGUGGCGCGACGUACUAUUACGACUCGAAAACAAAAGAAGUGUCGUGGACGAAGCCCAGAUUCUUCAGCGAGACGCCGGUGGUCGAAGCCACGAAACACCUGCCCAAAUACACCAAACACACGGCUGCGUCGACGCUGCAGCGCCUGUAUCAUGGCCGCAAAGCGCGGCGCAACCUCGUCUUGCUCCUGCACGCGCGGUUCCAGCAAGCAUGGGACCCCCAGACGCAACAGCACUAUUUUGUCGAUACGGUGACAAACUCGACAACGUGGUCCAAGCCCGUUCUGCUAAAGCACGUCGACCUGUCACCAGUGAAAGCGACGCCAGUGGACAAGCACCACAAGCGGAAGAAAAAGAAAGCUUACAACAUGACCGAUGUCGACGCUGCGAUUCGACUGCAAGCUGUGCUCCGUUCCAAGAUUACUCGCAAACGAGCUCAAACGGACCUGCAUCGACAGUACGAACGCGUAUGGGAUGCGAACGCAAAGGCCCACUUCUACCACAACAUCAGGACAGAUGUCGUGACGUGGACUCCCCCGCCGUUAUGGAAUGACGCGGUGUAUGAGAAAAUCGAGAUGGAAAGGAUCAACGAAAAGAAUGUCGCGAUGGAGGCAACGAUGUCAGCACCAGUGGACAGCGCUGUGUCGAAAGGCAUCACGGAGGACAAAGUGCCUCCCGAGGCGGUACCCCUCACGUCGCAACGACGUCGGGCGUACACGAUCACGGAGCCGGAGGAAGCGGCCAAGAUUGUACAGCGGCACUAUCGACGGCACAAAGCUCAAGUCGUAUCGAUUGAGUCGCUCAUGUUACGAUUCCAAAAGGUUUUUGACCCCAACACCCAUCGAUCGUUCUACUACGACAAUGUGACGCAAACUUCGACGUGGACUGCGCCGUUGCUGCUGCAAAAGCACGCACGCAAGAUGUGCCCAAGUCCUACCAAGUAUACCACCCCCGACAGCGCUGCAGUUCGCAUUCAAGGGAUAUUCCGCCUUCGAAAAGCACGCCAGGAAGCACUGCAGCUGGCCCAAGCGAGCUACGAAAAGGUGUACGACGAGACUGUGCAAGCGUACUACUAUUUCAACGUGAAGACGGGCCAGAGCCAAUGGACAAAACCCAAGUGCUUCCGACACAGCGACGUCCAGCACGUCGUCCAAGUCGACGGGUCUGGUAACGUCAUCGACAGCACCACGGCACUUCCCUGA
Messenger RNA from Aphanomyces invadans, 3720 nucleotides. RefSeq lists its product as hypothetical. The transcript is spliced from 17 exons. The coding region runs from base 1 to 3720 and encodes 1239 amino acids. Gene Ontology annotation, molecular function: protein binding. The record is from RefSeq and is a predicted model, not a curated record. NCBI's taxonomy places the organism in Eukaryota, Oomycota, Saprolegniomycetes, Saprolegniales, Verrucalvaceae.